UAGGCUAUCUCCGUCCGCGCUUAACUUGGAACGUCAGGCACCAGUUCUCGCAUCGCUCUCGAGGUUCGCGACAUGACAGUGGUAUAGGAAAGUUGCAUCAAUUUGUCAAGAUAACGCACUUACCUCUUACCACUUGUCACCGUCUUAGCUAGCAAACCGUCGUUGAACCGAUACGGGACUACACAUCAUGGCUUGUCGACCACACGGCCUAUCGCGCACCCUGCCGAAGAACUUCACCUUUUCUUCGUCGGGUGAGCCUCGCACACCAGAGCGCGUUUCGCACCACCUGGAUGUCCCACCGCCUCCCCCUCGUCAUUCCAGUUGCCGCUUACGUAGGUCCCGCGUCCGCUCGGGGACCGAUGUCUUUGCGCAGGCUGAAUAUGACCUCAGCACGUUCAACCCGAACCCAUCCGAUGUCCCUUUACCUUCGAUUGAAGUCCCCUCUACCGACGCUUUCGCGGGCCCCUCGUGUCCAGCAGUACCCUCCCGCGAUGACCGUUUCUUAGCGCCGCCCCGGGAUCGCCUGGCCAUGAAAACGCCUCCCGCUCAGAUUCGCCCCGACCCGAUCGAGGAUAAAAGUACCGGAUCGUGGUCUCUGGAGGACCCGCAGGCCCUGGGAGAGAGUAUCCAACGCCCGAGUUCCGUCUGCUCGCAAGCAUCAGAUUCAUCCGUCUCCUCGAUAGAAACGUUUGGCUCCCGGCGCUCAGCGGGUGGAAGCUGUACCAGCAUGGAGAGCGAUUCAUACGACCCGUUCUUCCACCUGGAGCUUCCACCAAAGCCGGCUCCGGAGACGCCCUCUUUGUGUCGGACGCGCAAGAAUAAGACACGGAUGUUGCAUGCUAAGGAACGAUGGACCCUGGACAUGGACAACCAUCUAUGGAACACUUACCAGCUCUACAUCCAAGACCCUACCAUUACUCCUUUUAAAAUGACUCCGGGCAGCAUUCCGCCGCUUGGGGUCACUCACCGUGUUGCCCGGGAGGCCAAGCGGACGUGGGAGAGAAGGCGCUUUAGACUCGACCGACAGUUUCCUUUUACACUCUCCUACCAACGUCCAUCUAGCGACUCUACUCCCACCCCCAAGGUGGAUGCGGUGAAGCCUACCUGGCCUAAGUCAGAAGCAUCGACACGGCGCAGGCUCAAACUACUGUGUAGAAAGAAGUUUUCGAUUGCUCCCCACUACCAGAGAAUGAUGCAAUCCAGGAGCCCGACGCCAGCCCUGGACUUGUUGUCCCAGCCAUCUGGUGAACCCCCCAGGGCUGUCGGUCCUCCCAGUAGCUGCACAGCCUAUGCGACGCGCGACCUGGGUGUGUCUCUCGUUUCCAGCUCUGUACCUGGGCCUUUGGCUCAGCUGGCAGCGGAAGACUCUUCGCCUCGAGAGAUGAACAGCGACUGGUUCAAUAAUCCCAUACUUAGUGCGCCUCGGCAAUUCAUCCCGGAGCUACCUGCAAUACAUCCUGGUAGUGCCCCUAGACAAGAGCCCGUGCCACGGCUAGGAUCGCCAUUUACGUAUAACACCUGGGGGCCCAAUGCCUCGAGAAAGCGAUCUCAGCGUCAUACACCUAGGGCUCGGCGAGAAACCAUCCAUGUAACGGGCUCCCGGCUACGUUCUCCGCCCCGCAUGGAGCCAUUCGCGAACGUCGACCAUCACCACCUGGCUCCUUACGUGGCAACUGCCAGCGAAUCGCCAGCAGAACAAGAUACGCGGGUGCAAUUAGAAGACCUUGUCCGCCAGGGAAAGCUAAGUGACUUAGGUCAGCAUCGCAUACGCAUUCGCAACCGUGGAGCCACGAUAAGUUCAGUGAACCACAAAGGUCUCGACCAGUUGUUCUCCCCACCAUCGUCGUCCUCUCGGAACGACGAAGAUCCCAUGGUCGGAAAGCCCAUCGCCAAUCCUAUGCUGAAUCUCGGUGGCGACAGUAUCAAGCGCUUGGGCUCCCCUUUCAAGGUAGAAACGCCCAAACGAGUUCCGCCGUCACCGAGACGCAUUCGACACGCGCCUUCGCUUUCGGAUCCGUUCGCAAGCGGGCUUUUACCACAAUUCCAGCCGACGAGUCCGAACAGUCAACCGAGGAACGAAGAAAGGACUAGUCGGCUCCCUUACGAUCCGACGGAGCAAGGCAUCUCCGAUGCGGAGCGCAUUCGGAGGCAAAUCCUGAAUAUGCCGUACUCGAGGCAAUAGAUUGCAUACUGCAUUGUUAGAACUCUGUUUCA
Aspergillus eucalypticola CBS 122712 is the source of this 2214-nucleotide messenger RNA. RefSeq lists its product as uncharacterized. The transcript has a single exon. Bases 188 to 2182 code for a protein of 664 amino acids. The record is from RefSeq and is a predicted model, not a curated record. NCBI's taxonomy places the organism in Eukaryota, Fungi, Ascomycota, Eurotiomycetes, Eurotiales, Aspergillaceae.